CGGAGGGGCCAGCGGUGCAUUGUGGGGAGUGGCUCUGAGUGCGAGUGCUGCGCUGCCCAGGACAGAGCUGCUGCUGCUGUUGCUGCUGCAGGUCCUUUCCCCCUUGGCUGGCCAGAAAUUAAUGCAGCUGAGAUGGACAGGAGGCAGGUUCCUUUAACAUCAUGAUCUCAUGCCUGAGGUGUGUUUGAGUUGGCGGCAGGGGAUUCCUUCCCAGUUGAAGAUAAAGUCAGCUCAUAAGUCUGGAUUGUAGCUCGGCGAUAAAGCACGUACAUUGGAUUCAGAAAGGAUUGAAAUGAACCUGGAUUCAUUUUGCAGGGAUGCCCGUGGAGUUCUGCUGCUGCUGCUGCCUAACAUUACCAUGUGGGAGCUGAAAGGUCCUCGCCGUGGCCAAGGGGAUUGGGCCAUGUUCUUAGGCCGCCUUUUGCUGUCCCUGGUGUUUGUGGCGAUGCUCCUGCUUCCAUGCUACUCAGCUGCUCGUCCCCCUUCCUACCCAUCCUUCCUGGUCCCUAACGCUACCUUCAAUCACCUGGCCCAAGCCCAGAACACGGGAGCCCUGUAUGUGGGUGCUGUCAAUGCCUUGUACCAGCUGAGUCCUGAACUGAGGCUGGUGGGACGGGCACGCACAGGGCCAGACAAAGACAGUCCCGAGUGCCUCCCUUUCCGGGAUGCUCGUGAGUGCCCACAAGCUCGGUUCACAGACAACUCCAACAAGCUACUGUUACCCAACGAGAGGGCUGGGGAGUUAGUAGUCUGCGGACAGCUUUUCCAGGGAGUGUGUGAGAAGCGAGCCCUUGGGGACAUUGCCAAAGUGCUAUACCGGCCUGAGGAUCCUGGCGACAACCAGUUUGUGGCUGCCAACGAGCCACGGGUUUCGACUGUGGGCUUGGUGGGCCGUCACGCUGGCCGUGACCUGCUCUUUGUGGGUCGAGGGCUGACCGCUAAGCUCUCAGGAGGGAUCCCGCCAUUCACCAUCCGGCAACUAGAAGGAGCCCAGGCCUUCUCUAAUGAAGGGAUGGGCAAGUUGGUGGUAGGCGACUUUUCUGACUACAACAACAGCUACGUGGGCGCCUUUGCUUCUGAAGGUCAUGUCUAUUUCCUGUUCUCUCGGCGUGGAGCUAAGGCCCAGAUGGAGUAUCGCACCUACCUCUCCCGGAGCUGCAUGGAGGACACCAACCUCUAUUCCUACGUCGAGCUGCCCCUUGAGUGCCGGGAUGCUAAAGGACGUAUGUACAACCUGGCUCAAGCGGUGCAUCUGGCCUCUGGUUUUGGUGGGAAAGGAAAAACUCUUUUUGUUGUCUUAGCCGCUGGCCAGGGCUCCACUGCGGUGCCGACGUCACAGACGGCUCUGUGUUCAUACAGCUUGAAGGAGGUGGAUGAGGCCAUGGAGCGGACCCGGCAGCUGUGUUAUACCUCGGCUGGCCUAGGCCUAACUAAAGAGGAGGAAGCUGCCAUUGAAUACGGUGUGACCUCACGCUGCAACUUAUUACCCAAGGAGUCCCCAGAAGCUUACCCCUGUGGGGAUGAACACACACCUAGUCCCAUUGCUAGCCGGAAGCCACUGGUGGCUGAAGCUCUUCUGACCACUGUUCCAAGACUGACAGCUGUGGCAGCCAUGGUAGAAACAGGUCACACCAUCGCCUUCCUGGGAGAUGGUGUUGGGCAGCUGCAUAAGGUCUAUCUGAAUGGCUCUGUGGCACAGGUCUACAGUACAAUCCCCACCGGUCAGCGCUCCCCAGUCAAUCCAGACCUCCUGCUAGAUACCAGUGGGGCAUACCUGUAUGUGAUGACAGCCUCACAGGUGAGUUGCCAUGGGGCUCAAUCUCCUCCUCUCCCCCCUACAUUUUUUUAG
Sceloporus undulatus (fence lizard) is the source of this 1849-nucleotide messenger RNA. Its product is annotated as plexin-B3-like. Gene Ontology annotation, biological process: negative regulation of cell migration; regulation of cell shape; negative regulation of cell adhesion. The record is from RefSeq and is a predicted model, not a curated record. The transcript has 6 exons. Gene Ontology annotation, cellular component: semaphorin receptor complex. The coding region runs from base 293 to 1849 and encodes 518 amino acids. Lineage: Eukaryota; Metazoa; Chordata; Lepidosauria; Squamata; Phrynosomatidae. Gene Ontology annotation, molecular function: protein binding; semaphorin receptor activity.